AUGCCGAUGGGAAUUCAUAACCCGCUGCCAUCUUCUUUGAGCAGCGAAUGUAAAAAGGCGAGCAAGAUUCUGACCUCCUUCGUGGACCCCAGACAAGCCUUUGGCCCCGACAAGGUCAUCCCACCAGAGAUUCUAGCUGGUGCCAAGGGUCUCGCGAUUCUCACAGUCCUCAAAGCCGGUUUCAUCGGCUCUGGUCGAUUUGGGUCCGGUAUUGUUGUCGCUCGUCUCGGCGAUGGCACCUGGUCCGCUCCAUCCGCUAUUGUCACUGCCGGUGCCGGUGUCGGUGGCCAGAUUGGUUUUGAGCUGACGGACUUUGUCUUCAUCUUGAACGAUGCGUCGGCGGUCCGCGCAUUCUCGCAAUUCGGAACACUUACGCUAGGUGGGAAUGUCUCUCUGGCGGCCGGUCCUGUUGGGCGUAAUGCCGAGGCCGCGGGCGCAGCCAGUACAAAGGGUGUCGCGGCGGUCUUCUCAUAUUCCAAGACCAAGGGUCUUUUCGCGGGUGUCAGUCUCGAGGGUAGCAUGCUUGUGGAGCGUAAGGAUGCCAAUGAGAAGAUGUAUCAAAGUCGCGUGAGCGCUGCGCAAUUGCUCAGCGGGAGUGUGCGACCACCCCCAUCCACGGACGCAUUGAUGCGAGUGCUCAACUCUCGGGCUUUCCAGGGUAACGCUCGCGGUGCUGGAGACUCCAUGUACAACGAUAUGCCGCUCUACGACGACCGUCAUGAUGAUGUGGUCUGGGAGGGUCGGAGAGGUGACGCUUAUGGCCAGGGAACACGCAGUAACCGCAGCCGCGCGAGUACAUUUGACGAUGCUGGUGGCUAUGAAUACCGCGACAAGCCCCGGCGUGCGAACACCUCAUGGAAUGACGACGUGUAUGACCGCCCAGUCGGGGGCAUGUCUCGUUCCGCGACCACCCGUGGGUUUUCGAAUGAGUCAAUUGGAGACUACGGGCGAAGUCGAAGCAACACGGCCCCCAUGAAUGAUGAUUACAGCUACUCAGACAGUCGCCCCUCCCGUCCCACGGCGCCCAAGCCCGUCUUUGGCCAAAGGCCGGGCCAGGGCGCUGCUCUUCGAUCCGAUCAAGCAGUGGCACUUUACACUUUCGAUGCUGAUCAAGAUGGCGACCUUGGGUUCAAGAAGGGUGAGAUUAUUACCAUCUUGAAGCGCACUGAUAAAGCGGAGGAUUGGUGGACGGGCCGGAUUGGUGAUCGCGUGGGCAUCUUCCCUAGUAACUACGUCGACGCCUCCUAG
Messenger RNA from Penicillium oxalicum, 1248 nucleotides. RefSeq names its product SYLF and SH3 domain-containing protein. Bases 1 to 1248 code for a protein of 415 amino acids. NCBI's taxonomy places the organism in Eukaryota, Fungi, Ascomycota, Eurotiomycetes, Eurotiales, Aspergillaceae. Gene Ontology annotation, cellular component: actin cortical patch. The transcript has 4 exons. Gene Ontology annotation, molecular function: phosphatidylinositol binding; actin filament binding. Gene Ontology annotation, biological process: actin filament bundle assembly; actin cortical patch localization. The record is from RefSeq and is a predicted model, not a curated record.